AAUCAAGAUGUCUGCGCCCUUCCGAGUCAUGCGACCCCGGUACAUCAUAGAGACAUUGAAAACUAUUGGAAAAACACGUUUAAGCGAGAAACAAAUUUGUGCUUCACAUUCAGGUUUACUAAAUGAAUGUGUGCUUGCAAGAAGAUUUUGCGGAAUUACUUUUGUUAAGUCAAACCCACUUGGAGUCUCAUCUGUAGCUGUACCGCCGAUAGUUCGACGUGGAACACAAGACAAGCCUACUUUCACUUUGUCGCGAUGUGGUGGGAUCAGAGUUAUGUCCACGCUGACAGAGAGAACUUGUUGGAAAUGUGGUAAAACAAAACAUGGAAGAUCGGAGUUGUUUAUUUGUGUAUGUGGUGUAGUACAGGAGGUGUCUGAUUUAACAUAUUUCCAAGUUUUGGAUAUUAAGGAGAUGUUUGAUGUGGAUCUGAAUGUGUUGGCGUUCAAAUACAAAGAGCUGCAGAAGAUGUUGCAUCCAGACAAAUACAGUCAGAAGACGGAGAAAGAAAGAGACCUUGCAGCCAUACAAUCAUCUCUUGUCAACAAGGCAUAUGCAACUUUAACAAAACCUCUUCCUAGAGCUCUUUAUCUCCUGGAGCUCAACAACCUUCCAGUAGAAGAAGCGAACAGUGAUGUGGACCCAGACUUUCUAAUGGAGGUCAUGGAAAUAAAUGAAGAACUGGCAGAAGUUGAUUCUCCAGAGGCCUUGCAGGGAAUGCAGACAGAAAACGACCAACGUGUGAAAGAUUGCUUUUUGGAAAUUUCAAAAGCCUUUCAAGACGGAAAUAUGGUUCUUGCCAAAGAACACGUGAUUAAAUUAACCUAUUACAUAAAUGUUGAAGAGAAAAUCAAAGAAACUCAUCGUAAAAGUUUUGAAUGAUUUAAUUAGUUUAGUUUAAGAGAUUAUUUAUUCUCUUUGGAGUUAUUCACCAGAUUUUAAUUUGUGUAAUGAACAGGGGUACUGACAAGUAUCCAGUUUUUGAAUAUAUAUGAACUGAUAUUGACAAAGUAUUCUUUGUCACAAUUGACGAUAAUCGUAAAUUUAUGUGGAAAUAAGUUCUUGCAGAAUGCAUUAUUGAUUCAACAAGAAAAACUUUAAGAAACUGGACACUUCAAGAAGUCAAGAUGAAUUUGUGUCAAAGUUUUAUAAAUUUGUUUCCAUUAGUCCAUAAAGUACAUAUGAAUAGGUAUAUAAAUAUCAAAGAACAGAUAUGUUUUGGAGGAUUUUUUGCCCUUCUCUGGUAAAAUCCAUUUUUACAAAGUGUUAUUUUUGCCCUUGACAUCUUAUAACUGCCUAUGUACAUAGAAUGUAGGUGUACUAAUUUUCACUGUCAUGAUAAAUUUGACCUCGUUACAAACUUUGAAGAUUCAAAUUUCUCUAUGUGUUAAUGUUCGCCUUUAAAUGACACUUCUAAUAAUCAUUAGUUGAUUUAUUCACGAAUCAAACAUUUUGAGUCAAUUAUUUUGUGGUUUCAAAGUAUAAUCCAGGUUUGUUAUUAUGGAAACAUUGAAAAUUACAACUAAUAAAUCGAAUUGGAAUGAAAUUAUCUAUACAUUAACACAGGCACUGGCUUUGUAAAUUUAAUUGAUAAACAAAGAAAUGUUGAAUUUGAUAAGAUCACUGUACAAACUACAGUAUAAAGAUAAACAUGCUCUUCUUAUUACUGCAAAUCCAAGUUUUAUAGAUUUUGAAUCAAAUUCCUUUGCUCAUAAUUAUUUUGUCAUUUAGGAAUCACAUACGGUCUUAUGUACAGUGACAGGACCUCAAUGAUAUUUGACUUUAUACAUGUCGUCAAAGUCCAAAUGUUUGGAAUUUUUCCUGAUGGUUCCAAAAAAGUUUGAAACAUCAAAGUUUGACUGUGUUUGUAAAUAGUAAAAAAUAUUUAUCUGGAUUUUAUAAUUUUUGUAUUUAUGAAGGAUUUUCAAUCUAUUGAAGAUGUAUAUUUAUUGUCCAUUGAAUGAAUCUUGAGAUAAUUUUACCUUUUGAUAUCAUUAUAUAUAUACAUUGUUCUGUUUAAGGCACCGUAUAUUUAUUCAAUAAGAUCAAAGGGUUAGUGCAUAGAUCUCCGGCUCAAAACUAGGAGCUGGGAGUGGUGAUGAUAGAACAAUGAAAUAGCAUUCAUUGGCAUUUCUACUGAACUGCAACAGGUAUGGGUGGGCUUACUACCAGACAUGGGCUUAUAACUCAUUCACCCCUGAAGACACAUUUGAGUCCUUCCAAUUCAGAGGUUGGA
Mizuhopecten yessoensis (Yesso scallop) is the source of this 2234-nucleotide messenger RNA. Its product is annotated as iron-sulfur cluster co-chaperone protein HscB, mitochondrial-like. The record is from RefSeq and is a predicted model, not a curated record. The transcript is spliced from 2 exons. Lineage: Eukaryota; Metazoa; Mollusca; Bivalvia; Pectinida; Pectinidae. Gene Ontology annotation, cellular component: mitochondrion. Gene Ontology annotation, molecular function: ATPase activator activity; protein-folding chaperone binding. Gene Ontology annotation, biological process: protein complex oligomerization; [2Fe-2S] cluster assembly. Bases 8 to 880 code for a protein of 290 amino acids.